UUAAAAUCAAUAAAAAAUCAAUGUGUACUCAUAAAAUCGAUUAAAAUUCCCGCGCGAGGCAUACUUUGUCCCCUCGCCACCAGAGCGCACUGCUUCGCGCCACCCACGGCCCACUGCACUGUGUUUACUCAGUGACUCAGUCCUGCGUGUGCACUGUUUAUCGCCUGACGCCUUCAUCAUGCCUAAAGUUGUAGAAAAGAGGAAGCGUGUUGUGCUUACACUUAAGCAGCUGAUCAGAUCAGCCCUGUAUUUGUUUUUUAACCACCCUUGUGAAGCUCCCUUUUCAUCCUCAUGUUCUUUCUUCCAGGCAUUUCUCAGUUCCUCCAGUUUGGUUUCACAUACCGACCGCCGCUUCCACUUUUCCUGCCCUAUCCUCCACCUUUUGUUGCAGCCCUUGCAGAGUUACUUCAUAUUCAUUACACUUAGUCUUGAGUAUCUCAUUUUCUUUCUUUAGUUCCUCCAUUGCCUCUUUCAUCUCAUUGUUUAUUUUUAGAACACUCUCACAUUCAUUAUACUUCUUUCUCAAUUCUUUGUUUUCCAUAAUAAUUUUGUGCUGCUUUUCCAGAAUGCCAGAGAUCGGUUCCCUCAUGCACCUUAUUUCUUUCUCUACACUGAUUAUCCUCCUCAUAUUUCCUUUCCCUUCUCUGAAUCCUGAAAAAUCCCUUUCUCCACUUGCCUCUACCAAUUGUCUCAAGUCCACAGGGGUUUCAAUAAAAUGUGCCUUGUCUCACCUCCUCACUCGGUUUGUUUACAAACCCAUCAUGACUGGUGGCGCCACCUAAAACAUCCUUUCCUUCCAUUUUUUUUUAACCUCAAAUUUGGAAACAGGACACUUUGUAACCCUCUCUCAUCCCUACGUAUACAUUACUAGGCCUCGUUGUUUUGUCCAGAUCCAGCAGCAUGUAUCUUCAGGAGCUCUUGCAUCUGCGUCCGAACAGCUGGCUAGUGAGCACGUGUGUGUGUGUGUGUGUGUGUGUGUGUCAGAUGUCCACACAGCUCUACAACACACUCACACUGCACCCAAACCAGGCAGUUAAGAAACUAAAGACAUGUUGUUGUUUGAGAUCCCUUACCACUCCCUUUACUCUCCUUUUGUCUCAUCCCACAGGCAUUGUCCGUGAUGUUUCCGGUGCUGUGGUUCCAUCGUGGCAGGCAUGGAAGUGCCUCCGCCUCAUGAUCAUUGAGAGCAUGGACACAGAGGCCCCAGUGGGUAAGUGGACCUCCUCAAUGGACCGAUGGACAGAGGCUGGUGUGCUGGCUGCACGUGUCAGGCGUGAAUCUCAACCUUCUCCAUUGUGGCAACAGGGAUGACAUAUGAGAUGGCCAUGACCAGCACGCCCCCUCAGGUGCUGCAUCUGCACCUGCCACUCAGUCCAUCCUCUGAGGCCGUCAUCCUGCGCAUCUUCCCAAAGCCUCAGCGUUAUGACACCUAUGUGGAUGGUGUCUUUGUUCCCUCAACCAACCUCAACACCUCUGCAGCCAGCUAUUACCUGUUGCCUGAGGACCCCCUCCCCCCCCCCUCAGGCUUUCCUUCCCACGCUGGACAAUUGGGGACCAGCUACUUCCAGUGCAAUGCCAAGUUGGUCCAUGUGGUGCUGCGCAGAGGCCACGCCCUUGACAUCAAGACCACACCCAUGAUCACCCUCACCAGUGGCCUCAUGGUGAAGGAAGAUGAGUUUCAUGAGCAGAACCUGGUGUUGAAUCUGGCCGACCUGUUUGAGGUAUCCCCAAACAACAUCAGGGUCAUCAGUGUUAUACGGGAGAACUCCAAGAGACAGCAAGGAAAGCUGGAGGCUGAGGUGGCCAGCGCUCCUUCUACAACCCUGAAUGGUGAGGGGGAGGAGGGAGCAACUGGUGGGGAGGUGAUUCCCUAUGAGAAGCUGGUGCAGAGUCUGGAGAAGGCCGUCAGUAGAUUCCAGGAUGGAUCAUGCAGCAACUGUGCCUCUCUCUUGGUGAGUGACCCCGUAGAGCCACCACCCAUGGAAACCCCUCCAAAGGCCACAGAGGAGGAAGGCAAUGUUGUCAUUCCAGAUGUCGAGCCAUUCUUCAAGCAGCAGGAGAAGGAGGCGCCUCGGCAGAGAAGAUCAAGGAAAGCCUGGCAGUGACUGAGUAUGCCGAGCCAUCCAGUGCAUUGGUGCUGAGUGGUGUGUCCAGCAGUGUGGUGCAGUACACAGUGUUUGAAAUACAGCUGUCCGUCACUGUACUGGAUAAAGAGGUGUGUGUGUGUAGUUGUAAUAUACAGGGCUUGAGCUACACACCUCUGGUUCUGUCUCCAUCUUUAUUCAUCCAUCUGUUUGUGCAUUUCUUGCCUCUCUCACCUUUGUUUGUCUAGUUGUGGUAUACAGGGGCUGGGCUACACUCCUUAUCCCACCUCUGUAUUCAUUCAGUCCUUGUGUGUGUGUGUGUAUUUACCUAGUUGUAUUUACCUAGUUGUGAAAUACAGGACAAGAGCCACACUAGGUUUAUGCUGUACCAUCUCCAUAUCGACUUUUAUCUAGAUUUUCUUUAAAUUCAUGAAUUGUCUUUGUACACACAGUCUCAUCCUUAAGUUUAUUCCACACUGUUAUACUUCUGUGUGGGAAGCUGUUUCUUGAUGUCUCUUCUACAAACACUCCUUUUCAAUCUCCUUCCAUGUCCUCUUGUGUCUCUUGUAUCUGGUAUCAAGAGAUAUUCUUUGUCCAACUUUUCCAUUCCUUCCAAUAUUCUAUAUAUUGCUAUCAAAUCACUUUCCCUCCUUUUUUCUAGUGUAGUCAGGCCCAAUCUCUUCAACCUUUCCUCAUAACUAUACUCUCUUAAGCUUGCAGGGAUUUUAGUUGCAGCUCACUGGAUUCUUUCUAACCUUGUAUCCUUUUCCAAACUU
This is a messenger RNA of Scylla paramamosain (green mud crab), 2860 nucleotides long. RefSeq lists its product as uncharacterized. The coding region runs from base 1308 to 2105 and encodes 265 amino acids. The record is from RefSeq and is a predicted model, not a curated record. Lineage: Eukaryota; Metazoa; Arthropoda; Malacostraca; Decapoda; Portunidae. The transcript has 6 exons.